This is a messenger RNA of Pollicipes pollicipes, 3358 nucleotides long. Its product is annotated as integrin alpha-V. Gene Ontology annotation, molecular function: integrin binding. The record is from RefSeq and is a predicted model, not a curated record. NCBI's taxonomy places the organism in Eukaryota, Metazoa, Arthropoda, Thecostraca, Pollicipedomorpha, Pollicipedidae. Gene Ontology annotation, biological process: cell adhesion mediated by integrin; cell-cell adhesion; cell-matrix adhesion. Gene Ontology annotation, cellular component: external side of plasma membrane; integrin complex. The transcript has 4 exons. The coding region runs from base 1 to 2829 and encodes 942 amino acids.
AUGCACGCGCUCCUCCAGGCGGCCGCGCUCGCGGCGGCGCUCGGUCUCGUGUUCCCCUUCAACGUGGACACGCGCCACCCGGUGAUCUUCGGCGGCCCGGCGGCCGACGCCGACGCCUACUUCGGCUAUACGGUGGCGUUGGUGGCCGGCACCCAGCCCUGGGUGCUGGUGGGGGCGCCGCGCGCAAACUCGACGCUCGGCGUGCACCCCGAGGUGCGCGAGCCGGGUGCGCUGUUCCGGUGUCCGGCGCUGGCGGCCGGCCCCUGUCAGGAGGUCCUGGUGGAUGCGGACGGCAACGAGCCGGCACCGGACCGCUCCUACACCAGCCUGCGCGACGCCGGCUGGCUGGGCGGCUCGCUGGACGUGCAGAACGGUGCCGGCGGCCGGCUGGUGGUGUGCGCGCCGCGCUGGCGCAACCAGCGCUAUGGCGGCCACCGGCUCGGCAACGGCGCCUGCUACGUGGGCAGCAACGAUGCGGUCGACGACAGCUUCGAGCGGCUGGUGCCGCUGGCCGCCAAGGACAAGCAGUACACGCACCUGGUGGGCAUCAACGCCUACCUGUAUUCGUACGGUCAGGCGGGCGUGUCGGCGCACCUGGCGCAAGACAGCGGUGCUCUGCUGCUCGGCGCGCCGGGUGUCUUCGACUGGACAGGAACGGUGGCGCGCUACAGCCCGGCCGGCGACCUGCUCGUGCCCGACCCGUCCGCCUUCCCGGACAGGAUGCGCCGCUACGACUACUUCGGCUACGCAGACCGGUCCUACGACGUCCUCUCCGAGCGCGUCGGCGACCAGCUGGGCGAGUACUUCGGCGCCGCCGUGCUGGCGGUCGACGUGAACGCGGACGGUCUCAGCGACGCGCUGGUCGGCGCGCCGCUGGCCAGUCCCGCCGGCGGGGGCGGCGACGAGGGCCGCGUGUACGUCUACAUCAACGACGGCGGCGGUCGGCUGGGCGAGCCGACCCGCCUGGAGGGCGGCGCCGUCGGCGGCCGGCUCGGCACCGCGCUGGCGCCGCUCGGCGACCUUGACCGCGACGGCUACGAGGACGUGGCCGUCGCGGCGCCGUACGAGGACGAGGGGCGCGGCGCUGUGUACGUGUUCCGGGGCGGCCCCGGCCGCUUCGCUGCCACGGCCUCCCAGCGGAUCGCCGCCCGCGACCUGGGUGACGCGCUGCGGGGCUUCGGCGUCAGCGUCUCCCGCGGGGUCGACAUCGACGGCAACUCUCACCCGGACCUGGCGGUGGGCGCCUACGGCAGCGGCCACGUGGUGCUGCUGCGCGCCAGCCCCGUCAUCGAGUUCGUGAGCUCGCUGACCUCCAGUCCCGAGCGGCUGGACAUGACGCGUGACCGGUUCCAGGUGCGCGCCUGCCUGGCCUUCGGCGGCGAGGCUGUGGACUCGGUCACAGUCGACGUCGCGCUCCGUAUCGAGUCUUUCCACGCACAGGGCGUCUUCAGCGUCGACGGCAGCCAGCAGCGGGAGGCAAACUUCACGCUGGAGAUCAGCCGCGACGAGCCCUCCUGCCGCGUGCUGGACGUGGCGCUGCUCGCGUCCAAGCGGAUCGACUACACCAAGCCGAUGCAGAUCAACAUGCGGUACGCGGUGGCCGGCUCGGGCGCCGAGGAGGUGCGCCGCACGUUCGUUGACACGGACACGGAGAAGAAACGUCUGGUUGAUUACGAGUUCAGCACCCGGCGACGGCGGCAGAUCGAGUUCCCGCAGGCGCCGCCACGCGCUGACUCCUUCUGCCCGCUCUGCCCCGUGCCGAACGUGAACCUGCCGAACCAGCGGGUGACCACGCUGAGCGUGCCGUUCUCGGUGGGCUGCGGCGCGGACGCCACCUGCCAGACGGACCUGCGCCUCUCGCACCGCUUCCUCGGCCUGUCCGGCGGCGCGUACGUGGUCGGCAGCACGGGCACGCUGGAGCUGGAGCUGCGCGCCGCCGGCCCGGAGGGCGUCACGCUCAUCUGUAACGUACUGCCGCACCCCUUCUUCGACAACUCCGAGUACCGGCUGCCGCUGGUGUUCGACAUGAAGGCGGUGACUGGCCGCACUGGUCGCCUCACCUUCAACGCAUCGGUGGAGUCGGCAGGCGAGGAGCUGACGCCCGCCGACAACGUGGCCAACAUCUCACUGCCUCUGGUCAGCCAGGCCGACCUGGAGAUCCGCGGCCGCGCACGCGAACCUUCGCUCGUCUUUGAGAACGCGCCCGUGGAGGACGAGGAGGACGGAGGCGCGAAGUUUGAGUUCGUCCAGCAUACGUACCAGGUGCUGAAGUACCUGCCGACACCGGUGCCGGCGGUCAACAUCUCGUUCCUGGUGCCGGUGGACGUGCUGGCAGCGGACGGCACGGUGGUGAACAUCGCCCGAGUCUACCCGCCGGCGGCGUUCGUCGAUAGCCAGCCGCUGACCUGCGUUGUCGAGGACGACGCGUACCUGUUGUCGGGCCGACAGCCGACUGCCGUGGCGGCGCUCUCCUCGCUCGGCGUCGGCCGCCUGCUGCUCACCUCCAGCGGAAGGGUGCGCAUGCUGGGCGACUCGCUGAUCCCAGCCGAGCUGAACCAGCGGCCGGACGAGGCGCGCGUCACCACCGAGCUGCUCGCCGCCACACUCACCCCCGAAGAGGUGCCCACCUGGAUCGUGGUGGUGGCCGUGCUGGGGGCGCUGCUGCUACUGGCGCUCAUCACGCAGGGCCUGCACCUGGCAGGCUUCUUCCGGCGCACGCGGCGCGAGCAGCUGGAGCAACAGCAGGAGCAGCAACAGGAGCAAGAGGUGAAGGAGAACUUUGGCCACAUGUUCAUCGUGCCGGGGCCGCCGGCCGCGGCGGUCAAGUGAGCGUCGCCGGCGACAUCGAGGGCGGUGCGGCCAUCACCAGGGCUGUGAUCAGGGACAUCAGCGGAGGUGUACUCUGGCGUGCGGUGCUGUGGGACGGGAAGAGACGGGUUUGAUGUCAGCGUGGGCAUGCGUCUCACAAACACUUCGUUUAUCAUGCUUUACAUUUUGUACUCGCCUUGUGCAUAGCGCGAGCGGAGCGGCCCUGGACCGCGAGCGGAUUCUAUUGUGGCGCGUGUGUGAUUCAAACGUGGUACGCGUCGCUGCGGUGAAUGCCUGAGAACAGGGCGUGGUGGUCAAAUCACAAGUUCUCACGUUGAUUUACCAUGUUAUCUCCCGGUGACCGGCCGAGGCUCGCAGUCAGUCGCGCCCGAAGCCUCAGUGCGGGCCUCUGCUUGUGUUAAUUGUUAAGAGCGUUUGUGUGUCCUUGAAGUGCUUCCGCAUGUCGUCGCGUGAUAUUGCUCAAUCGCAUGUGCCUGCAUCGUCAGCCUAUGAACACGCUAGUCUAUGAUACCGUGUAAAAUGCAUUACC